Messenger RNA from Moneuplotes crassus, 446 nucleotides. NCBI's taxonomy places the organism in Eukaryota, Ciliophora, Spirotrichea, Euplotida, Euplotidae. The record is from the annotation of a GenBank genome assembly.
GGGUAAAAAGAGUAUGUCACCACACAAGUUGAUUUUUGAUUUACUGAAAAUACUGAUCUCCGAUGAUGCUCUGAAACAAUGCUAAGCCAGAGAAGUAUGUCAACAAAACCCCUGAAAUAGCAAGCCUAUCCGUAUUACAGUUUAAAGAGGUGAUGUAGCUAUCAAUCUCGUCUAUUUCUUCUUUUAGUAAUGAUAUGUUUAUACUCUCUAUGCUGUAUUCAGAAAACCAAUUGUUCUAACUAAUCACUGAAAUCAUGCACUCAUUGAUGAUUCUUGGCCUAAAUCCUUGUUUGCAGCCUCAUAGACUGAGUAUCCCACUACCUGCUUUGGAAAUUAAAUGAACCAUUGGCUUCAGGUUUAGUUUUACUCUGUGGACAAUGUUCUUUAUUUGUUUCGCUAUAUGAACAAGUAGACUCAUUUUAUUAUCAAUUAUACAGAUUUUGUAA